AUAUGACGUUUUCUGGAAACGGCAUUUACAUGAAGUAGAUGGAGCUUAUAAGCAGGAAAUGAUAUAGCAGGAAGAGCAGGAAGAGAGUGUAAAGCCAUUUUGGUGUGAAAUGAUGAAAAUGGAAGAGCAGGAAGAGAGUGUAAGAGAAGAGAGAGGAAGGGUUAAGAGAGAAAAGAUGUAUGAAGAGCUGAAACCAUAUAUUUAUUGCAUAUUCUCCAAUUUUUGCUUGGCAGGAUUCAAUAUAAUCUCCAAGGUCUCUCUAGACAAAGGCAUGAGUCGUUAUGUGCUUGUUGCCUAUGGACAUGCUUUUGGAACUUUGGCUAGUGCUCUUCUUGCGUUUCUGUUUGAAAGGAAGAAUGACAGCAAAAUUAGCGUACCAAUCUUAAGAAAUGUCUUCUUUUUGGGUCUGUUGGGAGCUGUGCUAGGGAGGACACUGUUCUACGCUGGACUGGAACAUACUUCAUCAGCUUUUGCAUCUGCAUUAGGCAACUUGAUUCCAACAAUGACCUUUAUCUUAGCAUUAUUAUGCAGGAUGGAGAAACUAGAGAUUUCUAGGCGUGGUUCUCAAGCCAAGAUAUUGGGAACCGUUGUUGCCUUUGCUGGUGCAACACUCAUGACCCUAUACAGGGGGAUUGCCGUGAUUUCUCUACAUACUCGAAGCUCGCAUCAACAUGUCUCCUCCUCAAAACUAUUCUUAGAUAGGGAUUCAAUAAAGGGCUCCCUCAUACUUGGCGUUUCAUACCUUUCACUGUCAGCAUUCUACAUAUUACAGACGGCUACAAUCAAGAUGUAUCCAGCACCAAUAACUCUCACAUCAUUGACGUGCUUAUCGGGCACCUUUCUCUCCACUAUUAUGGCAGCAAUUUUGGAUCAUAAAGCUUCAUCAUGGAGAUUGUCAUGGAACAUCACCCUUCUUGCACCAAUCUAUAGUGGAGUUAUGAUAUUUGGAAUUACAAUUUAUGUUCAAACAUUGGCAACAAGAAAAAAAGGACCAGUUUUCAUGACAGCGUUUAGACCAUUGGCCACAAUAAUUGUAACCAUUAUGGGCCUUCUCAUUUUAGGAAAUGCUUUAUACUUGGGAAGUGUCAUUGGGGCUGCAUUGAUAAUUCUUGGUUUGUACACAACUCUAUGGGGAAAGGAAAAAGAGAAGCAGGAUAAGCUAUUGGAGGAAACCGUACGUGUAGAGGAAAGUAUUGAAAUCAAACAAGAAAAGUAAUUAUGUAUAUGUUCAGGGCAGUGAAUCUACGGACAAAACGAUGCUUUGUAGGUUGCAUUUCUGCUAAAUCUUUACGAGACUUCACUCGUUCACUAGAGAAAUUUAGGGGUUUAAAAGACUUGUUGCAUGUGAUAAAUGCAAUCGUAUUUUCCACAAAAGAUGAUGUAGAGUAGAUGUUUAUAUUUCAUUUCUAGUUUUAAUGCUAGGAACUAGCAUUAUGUAAGU
This is a messenger RNA of Alnus glutinosa, 1441 nucleotides long. Its product is annotated as WAT1-related protein At5g07050-like. Gene Ontology annotation, molecular function: transmembrane transporter activity. Gene Ontology annotation, cellular component: plasma membrane. NCBI's taxonomy places the organism in Eukaryota, Viridiplantae, Streptophyta, Magnoliopsida, Fagales, Betulaceae. The transcript is spliced from 7 exons. The record is from RefSeq and is a predicted model, not a curated record. Bases 110 to 1216 code for a protein of 368 amino acids.